UGGGGAUGUGAGUACCACGUCUUAUUGGCUAACCUUUAGGCUCUGAAACCAGCGUGUGUUCUCGCAUUGUUGGGAGUCGUGGAUUUAAAUUGAGAGAGUGGAAAUCUGGAUCUGCUGCCUAAUUGUUCAUCAUCAUUAUCUUAGAAUCAAGAUGGCCCUAAAUGUCUUUGAUCAUGAUGAAUACAGGCCACCAGUGUGGAAAUCCUACUUAUAUCAGCUCCAGCAGGAGGCACCUCACCCACGCAGAGUCACCUGCACCUCUGAGGUUGAAAACCGACCUAAAUACUAUGGCAGAGAGUUCCAUGGGAUGAUCUCAAGAGAAGAGGCCGACCAGCUACUGAGUCAGGCCGAAGGCAGCUACCUCAUCAGAGAGAGUCAGAGGCAGCCGGGCACAUACACACUGGCUCUAAGGUUUGGGAACCAGACGAGAAACUUCCGUCUCUACCAUGAUGGGAAGCACUUUGUUGGGGAGAAAAGGUUUGAGUCCAUCCACGACCUCGUCACAGAUGGCCUCAUCACACUCUACAUUGAGACGAAGGCAGCGGAGUACAUCGCUAAGAUGACCAUAAACCCUAUCUAUGAGCAUGUAGGCUACACCACUCUGAAUCAGGAGCCCACCCUGAAAAAACACCUGCCUCACAGCCAGGAGGAACCCGACGGACUGACUCCAGCCAAAGAUGACCGCAACGCAGAGGAGAGGCUCACAUCACUGGUGCGGCGGGCCACCCUGAGGGAGAGCGACUUGGCACCCAAGUAUGAGAAGGUCCACAACUUCAAGGUUCAUACAUUCAGGGGCCCUCACUGGUGUGAGUACUGUGCCAACUUCAUGUGGGGUCUCAUUGCUCAGGGAGUGAAAUGUGCAGACUGUGGGUUGAACGUCCAUAAGCAGUGCUCCAAAGUCGUCCCGAAUGACUGCCAGCCGGACCUUCGGCACGUCAAGAAGGUGUACAGCUGUGACCUGACCACGCUGGUCAAAGCCCACAACACCAAGAGGCCCAUGGUGGUCGACAUGUGCAUACAGGAAAUUGAGGCCAGAGGUCUUCAGUCAGAAGGUUUGUACAGAAUAUCAGGCUUCAGCGAGCUGAUUGAAGACGUCAAGCUGGCCUUUGAUAGAGAUGGUGAGAAAGCAGAUAUUUCCUCAAAUGCUUACGAGGACAUCAACAUCAUCACCGGAGCCCUCAAACUCUACUUCAGAGAGCUGCCUAUUCCCCUCAUCACAUACGAUGCCUACCCACGCUUCAUAGAAGCUGCAAAGAUAACGGACCCAGAGAAACGCCUGGAGGCCCUCCAUGAGGCCUUGAAGCUGCUGCCACCAGCUCACUGCGAGACGCUGCGAUGCCUCAUGGCUCACCUCAAGAGAGUGACGCAGUAUGAGAAGGAGAACCUCAUGUCCAGCGAGAAUCUAGGCAUCGUCUUUGGCCCGACACUUAUGAGGGCACCCGAGCUGGAUGCCAUGACGGCGCUCAAUGAUAUCCGAUACCAGAGACUGGUGGUGGAAAGUCUCAUUACCAAUGAAGAUGUGUUGUUUUGAGAUACAAGUGGAGAUGAACAGAGAGACUGGGGAAGAUGCCUGAAUACUUUUAAAGAUAAAAAGAUGACUUCCCACGAGAAAAUGAAGGAGAAACAUGCAAGAUACUCGUGUCUGGCUAGCAAGGAUAAAAAGUACACUACCUGCUUGUGUGAGGAGUGGAGAAAUGGAGAAAUGAAGGAAGUGACUUCAAAGAAGCAAUUUAAAUAAAAACUGUCUCAAGUCACAGUAGCUUUGAGUGUAGAAGUGGAUGGAAGGAUGAAGUGUUUCCCUACAUUUUAAUGAAAACCUGAGCAAAGCUUAAGUCACUGAGCCCUACUCCAUCGUCACAAGUUGGCAUUAGAAACCUAUUAUUUAUCAGAAGGAUAAUGAACAUGUGUAGUAGAAACACUUCAGGAUCCAUCUUUAUGUUCUUGUGUUUUCUCCCUUAAAAGCAUACCUUGACAUUUUUGGAGUAUUGAAAAUGUUAGUUUGGUUUAUCAUUGAAAUCAGAUGUUAUUGCUAGCCAAUAAUGGUUUCCAACUGUCAAUGCAAGCGCUUCUGAUUCUGCCUACUUUCUUAGUGUCAAGGUGUCUGAUUUAAUUCUCCACAACAGAAGCAGCAGCAGCAGCACUGGCUUCCUAUCAGUUGACAGCUGGAUUGAUGGAUGGAUGAAUGAGUGGAAAAAGUGUAUUGCUCACCCUUGGCGCAUCCUCAUUCCUCCAGAUGGAACUAAAGUGAUUUGGACCUAUUGUCUUUUUUUUUUUUUUUUUUUUUUUCUUUUUUCAUUCCUCUUCUUUUGCAUUGCUUUACAGCUCCCCCUUCUGCCCUGUCACUGAAUUAUAACCACACAGCAACCAGAAAACGGCAACUAAGUCUUUUUUGUUUUUUCUUUUUUUUUUUUUAAAGGUGUGAUGCUGUGUAAUUACUCCAAGUGAUAGAACGGGCAGAGCUGUAAAUUAACAAUCCUCUGUUCUCUCACUUUUCCACUUGCCUCGGGUUGAAAACCUGACAGGAAAUGACACUUAAAAUUCAGCGAGAGUCUAUUUAAAGGAAGCAUAUUUCCAGUUAUCUCUACGCUGGAAGAUGUCGUGCAUCUACCCAAAUGAAAUGUUGCUCCUGACUGAACAUAUACACAUAGAAUAACAAAGAUUGUGCCAGACCAUCUGCCAGACAAUGACACACAGUCUUUACCAGUAUUUGUCAGGCAGCUCUAGCUGUUAAACUUCACUGUAGUGGCAGGUGCUGAAGUGUGUGUGUGGGGGGGGGGGGCUUGAAACGCAAAUAUGUAAGCCGGUGCUUUCUGAUGUUUUUGCUUUGGUUUGUCAUUUGUAUAAAGCAGCGUUGUAAUUAAGCAGUGUUUGUUAUGAAGCAGAUUUUCCGAUGAAAGUACUAAUUGAAAUUCAUGAUCACUCGCCCGGCCGCAAUUCAACAAAAUGAAGCACGCUGAUAAUUUCGAGGCCUGUCUGUAUUAUUGGCCUGAGCGGGAUAAUUGGAGAAGUUUUAAUAUCAAAUCCAAUCCCAAUUGCUUUGCAUCUGUGCUUUGCUUCUCUUUCUGUAAACAUGUUUGGAAAUCAUGCAUCUGUCACUUGUGUUGAUGCCACUUAAUCUAACUGUGAAACUGUGGGAAGUGAUGAUAAUUACACGCCCGAAGGCCAGUCUGUAGUUCAUACCUUUCUCCUCUUAAGGUCUGCCUUCUGCAGUGAAAAUGAGAUUUUGCCUGACUACAGCAGGUGACAGAUAACAGAGGUUAUUGAGCUUGCUGUAAUGUUUUGAUGCCAUGAAAGCAGUAUUAAUAAUGAAACUUGUCUGCAAUACUUCUCUUGGUAUUUUUUUGAAACUAGUGCCAUUGUAAAGGGUGGAGGUGUAGAAUGGAGGCUUUAUGCAUGUACCCCCACCUCCACUAACUCACCUUGACUCAUUCCUACCCCCAUUUUUGUCGGGGGUCACUGAGUAGUGACGACCCACCAGUCAUGGAUACUUUUUGUUUGUUAAAUGGAGCGUACCCAUGCAGAGCUGGGAGUAAAUCACAUGGAUGUAACAUAAAAAUAACAUCAGCAGUUUUCUAACUGAUUAUGUUUUAGGUUUUUAUGUUAUGUUUAUUUACAUUGUCUAACCAUGAACUAACUCUUAUCUGACUAACCUGAUGACAACUUGUGAGCCUUCAGUGAUCUGUGAUAGCUGCUUUUUAGCUUCAUGAUUAAAAUGUCCUUUUUCUUUUUAUUAAUGUCUUUGCUGUAAAGAAUUUUCUAUAUGGUUUAUGC
Messenger RNA from Archocentrus centrarchus (flier cichlid), 3771 nucleotides. RefSeq names its product N-chimaerin. Bases 152 to 1531 code for a protein of 459 amino acids. The transcript is spliced from 15 exons. NCBI's taxonomy places the organism in Eukaryota, Metazoa, Chordata, Actinopteri, Cichliformes, Cichlidae. Gene Ontology annotation, biological process: regulation of small GTPase mediated signal transduction; positive regulation of GTPase activity; signal transduction. The record is from RefSeq and is a predicted model, not a curated record. Gene Ontology annotation, molecular function: GTPase activator activity.